GCAGCAGUGGCAGCUCUCUGGGUUCCCCCACUGGCUUCCCCACAAGGUGAGAAGAGGAGGUGCCCUCCAGCCCAAGGUGUGCCCCAUAUCUUCUCCAGACCAGGUGCAGGCCAAGGUGAGCUGGGCCUUCAUCCCUGCUUCUCUGGACAGAAGGUGGCCAGAUGGCUGCCAAAGCAUCUUCCCUCUGGGAGAACCUUUCCAGCAGCUUCCUGACUUGCACCAUUUGUCUGGGGCACUAUUGUCAGCCCAAAAUCUUACCCUGCCUCCACAGUUACUGCCAGGACUGUCUGAAGAAACUGCUAGGUGGGUCAAAGCGGGAACUGCGGUGCCCUGAAUGCCGUGAGCCGGUGCCUCUCCCAGCUGGCAUUGAAGGUUUAAAGACCAACUUCUUUAUCAAUGGCUUCCUGGACUUGGUACCUCCGGUUGAGAAGGCCAGGGCCACCUGCAGCCUGUGCCCGCUCAUUGGGCAAGAUGCCAGCUCUGUCGCUGUGUCUCACUGCAUCGAUUGUGCUGACCAUCUGUGUCAGGCCUGUGCCCUUGGGCACCGUUGCUCCCGACUUACCCACAGCCAUCUCGUGGUAGACAUGGAGGCUUACCGUUCUGGGAAGUACAAUGAGGAGGUCCGGAAACGUCAGGCCUCACGCUGCAAAGAGCACAAGGACGAAGACUUGCAGUAUUUCUGCAUUCCCUGCGCUGCUGCCCUCUGCCGAGAGUGUCGUCUUGGCCCUCACCUAGAGCACCCAUCCCUGCCCCUGUCGGAGGCCGCAAAAGCCCGCCGUCCCGUCAUCACAGGCCUCUUGGCUGGGGUGGAGGAGAAGAUGCAGCUCAUCGCCAAGGGAAAGGCUGACCUAGAGAACGAGAUAAAGGAGAUGGAGGUGUGGAACAUGAACAUUCAUAGCGUGAUAGAGCAGACGUGUGCCAAGGCCAUGGAACAGUUGCUCAACCACAAGGGAAAGGUCCUGGGCCAACUUUCUGGCUACUUGGAGGAGCAGAAGGAGGCCUCUCGGCUGCUGCUUUCUGAGCUAGGGUUCCAGGAGCAGGUGGCCUCUACCACAGUGACCUUCACCCAGAAGGUGCUGAAUCUGGGUCAAGAGGAGGAGAUCGUGUCCUUGGAGCAGAUGAUCUCGGAGAGGCUGAGGCAGCUGCAGAGCUUCUCAUGGGAGACCCUCGCCAUGCAGGUCCCCAAGCUCCGCAUCCAGCCAGACCUCCUCUGCGGCUGCAACCUGUUCCACCUGGAAUUUCAUGAGAAGGCCACAGCAACCACAGAGUGCAACGUGGGGAACUCCACCAAACUGGCUAAGAAGAAAGCAAAGCAGAGGCAGAAGCAGCCCCAGGGAGCAGAAGGGGGCGAGGCCUCCAGACAGGAAAAGGCCCCAAAUGGGGAAAGCUCUGGGCUGGUGGAAGUUGGUGGGCUUCCUUCCUCCAAUGGGCCAGAGGUCCCCCGCUUGAUCCCGAAGCCUGUCUUUUUCUGCAGUUUCUGGGGGAAAGUCCCAAGUGACAAGAAGCAGCCACAAAUCACGGGUUUGUGCCCACUUGGCUCCAGCGAAAUCCUCAUGGCCGAUGAGCAGAACAAGAAGUUGAAGCGCUUCUCUCUGCAGGGCGAGUUCAAGGGCACAAUUCCAGUGCCGAGCAAUGUGGCCCCGUUCAGCGUGGCUGCCGUGGGUAACAAGGUGGUCUUCACCGCUGGAUCUCAGCUCUAUGUUUUAAAUGAAACAGGGGGGAUUAUAUGGCAAAAGGCACUCAAGGGGGGCCAGGCCAGCCACGCAGUGACCACCUGUGACGGGAACUGCGUGGUCGUGUCUGUGGAAGGACAUCUGGAGGUGUUCAACAUGAAAGGACAACUCUUGGAGAAGAUUGUGCCAGAGGGCUCUCACGACAGGUGCCUGGUAUUCCUGGGCAGAUGGAAAGAGGGAUUUGUGGCAUCUGACUGGUACCGACAUAGUGUGGUGCUGCUUGCCAGGAAUGGGGAUCUGGUGACCGAAUUCCAGGAAGGGCAGUUGAGGGAGUCUCAACCGGGCAGCGUCUGUGUUGAUGCCCCCGGGAUCGUCUAUGUGGUACUUCAGGAGCUGAACAAGGUUGUGGCCUUUUCAGAGGCCGGGGAGGAGCUGGGAUCUUUUCUCACAGCAGAGAACAACAUCUUCAAGCCACGAAUGGUCACCAUUGCCGGGGACGGACAUUUUGUGGUAGCCCUCACCAAUGGCACUGUCCAUGUCUUUAAGAUCAAGUACCAGGGCAAGUGAAUGGGGAGCAGGCCCUGGGGAUGGGGCCAGGAGGGGGAUGGGGGGGGCACUGCACGUCUGCAGGGUUUCAGAUGGGAGCAGAAACUCUUUGGCAGUGGGUUGGCUCUAAAACCUGUGUGUGUGUGUGGAGGGGUGUUCAGGCCCCCAGGUAACCCAUCACUGUGUGAAGGGCUGUGUCUCCAGAAGGCUGGGCCUCUCCCACUGCCCCAGUCCUGCCUAGGAAUACUGAGGGUGGACAGAAAUGGGUGGCAUGAAUUUUGCUCUUGGAGAGGCCAGCUGGCCAGAGGGCGGGGUGUCUUCUAUGGGCAGGAGAUGGCGAGGUGCCACAGCAACCACAAGAGAGGAGGUUGGCUGGCUGAAAGAACACUGGGCGCUCCUGGCAAAGGCCUCCUUCUCCACUCUAAGAGGCAGUUAGCAAGGGAGGAGAGAUGGUGACUGGAGAGCUUCAGGCCUCUCAGGAGAAAAGGCUCUGAACGUUUGGCGCCCAGCGAAUGUAAACUGGGCUGCUAGAAUCUGGGCUGCAUAUCUCUAGGUCAGCUGCCUGGGAUGCCUCCCCGCGCCCCCCCUCCCCCCAUGUUUCUGCUCCUCCUGAGGUCUAUAGGCAUCUUUAACCAGGGAGGGAGAACUUGCCUGGGCUUCUGUGCUAGUGCAGUCACUUAGGGUGCAUUGGCAUUAAGCUAAUGGGGGGGGGGGAGCUUUGUUGCAUUCAUCCUGGCGGGCUUCUCAUGAGUAGUCCAGAUUAGAGAAAGCACAAGGACAGGUGUUUCUCGUGAUGAGAGAGCAGUGAACAAAAGCCUGCCAUCUCUUUUAUUAGUUAUCAAAAUACAGUGUCAUCAGAAGGCGUUAUUAUGGCUACACAUCUCAUAUUACAUGCAUGAAGAAGAAAAGCAUCCAUAUAUUCUCCAUAUAGGUUUCACAUUCUACCAAUUACAGUAAAUCACGUGAAUUCUAGGAAAGCGAAAGUUAAGGAAAAACUAAACUCAAUUCUCCCAGCUUCUGCCUUCUGCUAGCAGAGAGGCCCAUCUCCCCGUCUCCCCGCUAUCAGAGAUUACCUCAGCCCUCAGGAAUGUAGCACAAGGAGAUGUCUCUGCCUUUGCAAAUACAGUCUAUGUUCUGAACAAAGAGAGAACGAAUAGGGCCCUUCAGAGAGUAUCCAGCUGAACCCGCUUUUUCCACUUAGAUUAUUUCGGUGCUAAGCUCCAUACACGUGUCCAACCAGUUAAACUGGUCUAUACAUGUACUAUGGCCACCGCAUUCCCACAGAGCUUAAUAUGCUUGUUGCCUGCCUUUAGCCCUCUGUGCCAGCAAUGCUGCAAACAUGACUCUGUGGGGAUGCCUUAAGGGGUUUCAGAAUGAGUUACCUGGUGUUCCUCUUUCAAAUGUUUGGGAAAAUAUUUGAUUUGCCUUUUAACUGUAAUUUCUAUUAGCCUUUACUCAGCCAUUGUAGCUAAGAAAGGCUGUGGAAACAUGAGGUCAGAGGUUUCCAAGAGCAAAAUAUUGUCACAUGAAUGAUUGGUUGGCAACUCUGCAACAAUGGAGCUGGCAGCAGAGAGAUGUGGGCAACGGGUAGGCCAAGAAGGGUCUUGGCGGUGACUGUGUAUUGGCUGUGUGCGUAUCUCCUUCUGUAGCCACCAGAGGGCACAUUUCUCUAAACUUUGGGAUUCUCUGAAGCUGUGGGUUGAAGUUGGGGUUCGGCUCUGUCUGUGGGGCUGGGCUUCUGUUUCCAAGCCAUCUUUUCAGAGGGCAGGUAGGGGGUUCCCAGCAGCAAAGGAGAGCCCCCCUGUCAGGAGAACCUGUGAGCCAAGUCACUUUGGCCACACUAAUUUGGGACACUAUGUCAUGUUGCUGACAUUGCAGGGAAGAAUGGGGAGGGCUGGUCAAAGGUCAUCCCAGUAAGAUUAGAUUAACAGAGUUGGAAGCGACCUUGUAGGUCAUCUAGUCCACCCCCAUCCCCCUGCCCAAGCAGGAGACCCUACACUGGGUGUCAGCUACUGCAGCUCCAGAGGCGCAUGCGACUCUUUCGUCCUCUUGCUGUGACUCCCCAUCGGCUGAACCCACCACUAGCUGGCCCCACCCCCUGCCCUCCCCUUCCAGUCACUCGUGUCAUGUGACUGGGUGGGAGUGAGUGAUGUUGAGUUGGCCUCUGUGGCUCCCUGUGUUUUCUUUUCUGUGGGAAAUGGGUCCAAAUAGCUCUUUGAGUGUUUAAGGUUGCAGACCCCUGCCCUCCACCAUUUCCGACAAAUGGCAGUCCAGUCUCUUCUUGAAAGCCUCCAGUGAUGAAGCUCCCACAACUUCUGAAGGCAACUUCUCUUCCUUUGGUUGAUUAUUCUGUCAGAAAAUUUCUCCUUAUUUCUAGGUUGAAUCUUUCAUUCAUUAGUUUCCAUCUAUUAUUCCUUGUCUGGCCUUCAGGUACCUUGGAAAAUAGCUUGACCCCUUCCUCUCUGUGGCAGCCCCUCAAAUAUUGGAACACUGCUAUCAUGUCUCCCCUGGUCCUUCUCUUCACUAGACUAGCCAUGACCAGUUCCUGCAACCGUUCUUCAUAUGUUUUAGUCUCCAGUCCCCUCAUCAUCCUGGUUGCUCUUCUCUGCACUUUUUCUAGAGUCUCAACAUCUUUUUAUAGUGUUGUGACCAAAGCUGAAUGCAGUAUUCUAGGUGUGGUCCUACUCAGGCUUUAUAGAAUGGUAGUAGUACCUCACUUGAUCUUUUUUUUAUAAUACAAAUGUUUUUUAUUUUUAUAAUCAAACAUACAAACAAUACAUAAUCAAUCAUUGAAUAUAUCUUCUAAUACAUCUUUUAUAUCUUCUUCUUCUUCUUACUUCUCUAUUAAUACAUUUGCCUUUCUUUUUAUUUUAUUAAAAAUUAUAAAACAAUUUUAUCCCCAGCACCCCUCAACCCCCCAAAGCUGGAUGCAGUAUUCUAGGUGUGGUCUUACUCAGGCUUUAUAGAAUGGUAGUAGUACCUCACUUGAUCUUGAUUGUAUCCCUCUGUUAAUGCAAUUUAGGAUUGCAUUGGCUUUUUUGGCUGCCGCUGCACACUAUUGGCUCAUAUUUAGCUGGUUGUCCACUCAGAUGCCAAGAUCCCUUUCACAGUUACUGCUGUUAAGCUGGUUUCAUCCAACCUAUAUUUGUACUUUUCGUUUUUCUUGCCUAAGUGUAAGAUUUUACUUUUCUCUACAUUGAAUUUCAUUUUGUUAGAUAGGGCCCAGUGUUCAAGUCUGUCAAGAUCCAUCUGGAUCUUGAGCCUAUCUUCUAGGGUGUUAGCUAUUCCUGCCAGCUUAGUAUCAUCUGCAAAUUUGGUAAAUUCCCCUUCUAUUCCCUCAUCUAAGUCAUUUAUGAAGAUAUUGAAGAGUACUGGGCCUAUGAUGGCACCUUGUGGUACCCGACUGCUUACUUCUCUCCAUGUAGACGCAGAUCCAUUAAGGACUACUCAUUGGGUAUGGUUUGUCAGCCAGUUAUGAAUCCAUCUGGUGGUGAUGCUACCUAUCCCACUUUUUUCUAGCUUACCAAGAAGUAGGUUGUGGUCUACUUUGUUGAAUGCCUUGCUGAAGUCUAAGUAUAUUAUGUCCACAGUAUUUCGCUGGUCUACUAAUUUAGUCACUAUGUUGAAGAAUUAAAUAAGAUUGAUUUGGCAUGAUCUGUUUUUAACAAACCAGUAUUGAUUGCUAGUAAUUACUUUACUUGUUUCUAGAUAGCAAUAGCAAUAGCACUUAGAUUUAUAUACUGCUUCAAGUGCUUUACAGCCCUCUCUAAACUGUUUACAGAGUCAACAUCUUCUUGCCCCCAACAAUUUGGGUCCUUUUUUUUUUUUUGAAAAAAGUUUUUUAUUUUUAAACAAAACUUAAAACAACCAUCAUCCAUUACAAUUACAGAAAGUGUAUCGAUAGGUUACAAAUCUUUUGUGCUUAAUCCCAUAUCCAUAUUCUCAUUUAUCAAUUAUUUAACAAUGGCUUAUCUCCCAUAAAAAAACCCCGCUUUAUAUAUUUUAUUAUUACAUCCAUUUCAUAUUUCAUAUUUCAUUUCCAUGCUUUAUUAGUUGGUAAAAUAAGUGCCAUAUCAAAUAAUAUUGUUUAUCUUCCUGUUCUCUAAUUUCAAAUGUCAAUUUGCUCAUUUCAGCACAUUCCAAAAUUUUCUUGAUAACAUCAUCAUCAGUAGGUAUCUUCUCUCCUUUCCAGUUUUUAGCAAAUACAAUUCUAGCCGCUGUUAAGACAUUCACAAUUAAGUAUCUCAGUCCUCUGUUAUAUGUUUCUGGUACAAUCCCUAAUAAAAAUAUCUCUGGUUUAAAAUCA
Messenger RNA from Pantherophis guttatus, 6525 nucleotides. It is a transcript of the gene TRIM56, whose product is annotated as tripartite motif containing 56. Gene Ontology annotation, molecular function: zinc ion binding; ubiquitin protein ligase activity. The record is from RefSeq and is a predicted model, not a curated record. NCBI's taxonomy places the organism in Eukaryota, Metazoa, Chordata, Lepidosauria, Squamata, Colubridae. Gene Ontology annotation, biological process: positive regulation of type I interferon-mediated signaling pathway; innate immune response. Gene Ontology annotation, cellular component: nucleoplasm.